UAUAAAUAAAUAUAAUAAUAAUAAACAUUAUAAAUUUAAAUGGUCAAAUAAAGGGAACGUACAUGCAAGGUAGUAACGACUAAUAAGAUUUAAAAUUGGGAUGAACAAACUUAAACAAGAGAAAUGGAUUACAAUCAUCGAGUCUUUGAAAACUCAACGGACUUUUUUAACCCGGUGUACGAGAAAGCUGCGGCCAAGCGGAAUCGUAUAAAACACGGCUGACGAAGACUCUCUCCUCAGUUCAUCUAACAUCCUAAUUCAGUUCGACGAUAUUACAAUGAAUAACUUGAUUGUCCUAUUAUUGACGUUGUAUGGGGUAUGUGACGUAUUGGCUGGUAGACGUUACAUUGCUAUUCCUAUUGAUGGUAUCGAUGUAUUAGAAUUAAAUCCUAUAUCAGGAUCAGUUCCAAGAAUUGCUCGUCAAGCAGAGCCUGCUUACGUACCAAUAGUGCCAAAUCUUCAUCACGAGGAGUAUGACAAUCCACCACAACGUGCUGAGAGAUCUAUCGGUCACAUUCUUGAUUAUGUGGAUUAUGGCGGACAUACUGGUUCUAACGGUGCCUUUGGCUGGUACGCCGAUUAUCCAGCGCAUCAUUGAUCACAUCAUUCACAAUG
Messenger RNA from Polistes dominula (European paper wasp), 615 nucleotides. RefSeq lists its product as uncharacterized. Lineage: Eukaryota; Metazoa; Arthropoda; Insecta; Hymenoptera; Vespidae. The record is from RefSeq and is a predicted model, not a curated record.